Messenger RNA from Solenopsis invicta (red fire ant), 11120 nucleotides. It is a transcript of the gene Mctp, whose product is annotated as multiple C2 and transmembrane domain-containing protein. Bases 1607 to 4744 code for a protein of 1045 amino acids. Lineage: Eukaryota; Metazoa; Arthropoda; Insecta; Hymenoptera; Formicidae. The transcript has 9 exons. Gene Ontology annotation, molecular function: calcium ion binding. Gene Ontology annotation, cellular component: synaptic vesicle membrane. Gene Ontology annotation, biological process: regulation of neurotransmitter secretion. The record is from RefSeq and is a predicted model, not a curated record.
AUUUAUUUUACUGAAGUAAAUUUAUAUUACACAAAUAAAUUUUUAACUAUCUAUUUGUCAGUGUGCAACUAGAUGAACAAUCCUUUCCCGUUCCAUAUUGAACAAAUUUGUCAUUACUGUAUACGAUAUCUAUCUUCCUUUUUAUAAAAAGUUGAGAAACACGUCAGAACAUCAGAGUAUCGUGCCUCGCGGUUACGACGAUUGUGUAUUCACAAUGUCUCAAUGUUUGCUGACAUAACAUCACUUUCCCAGUGUGAAAAAUGGAGAGGGAGACGAAGUUCAGCUGGCCGGCAUGCUUCGCAGGUUGCCGAUGAGGAACGAACUAGUAGUCAGACGACUUUUGCCGUCUAGCUUUGCGAGCACGACAGGUGCUUCGCGCUUAUCAGUACGGUGCCUAUGAUGUUUGAUAAUCGUGCCCCAGCGCGGAUGUAUUCCAUUGUGCGUUAGUAACGAGCUCACUUUUGUUCCCGAUACAACUUCCGACCAUGUUGGCCAUCUAAACGCGUGACCGAAUUAUAUUACUUUAUUCGUAUCUUUCGUAGUGACUCACCGGCGUUAAUUGGCAAUAUCGGACAUUGCGAUCGUCGAAAGGAAGUACUUAGAUUUGCACUUUACGAUUUUUUUUUUUUUUUAACAAGAUACAGGUGAAUCACUGUGUAAAUCUACUGCUCACAGACACUUCUUGUCUCACUUCUUCCUCUCUCGCGCGUGUCGUUCGGCUGAUGUUACUGCGUCGAGUAUAAAACGUGAGCUUUAGUGCGAAAAGCACUUCAGAUUAUCUGUGAUGAGUGCUUAGUGUAAAAGAUUUCUUUCUGUGCGAAAACUCGUUAUAAGAAGUGUGUACUGUAAAGUUAUGAUAAAUAAUUAAAUAAUUAAUUGAUUAAUGUAAAUAUAAUGAUAAAAAAUGAUAAAAUAUAAAAAAUAUAAUAAUCAAUUAAAUAUAAUAAAUAUAUGACAUAUAAAAAGUUUUACGUACAUAACUGACGUUUUGGAUGUUGAAAAAUAUUAAUUUUAACAGAAAAAAUUUUUGAAGCUUCUCUGCGUAUCGCAUAAGAAAUAUAUAGUCAUCGCGUUAAAUAGUAUAUUUCCACUGGAUAAUGAAGUCCGAUGACUAAUAUCUUUUUUACGCAAAAACAUACUUAAAUACUUUUUGUUAAGAAUUGUAACAUCGCAUACUGUGUGACGCAACGUAAUGAAUCCGCGAGUGAGAAACAACAGAUACCAUCUUCAGACCUGGUUUCGUCUGUUUGAUGGAGUCCAUGAAAGAUGCAAGCCAAUCGAAUGAAACAUGAGAACGAAUUCACAGUAACUUCGCUAGUAAGGAGAAGCAGGGAAUUUGUAAUAAGACCACCGACGAAAAUAACGCGUUACAAAGACGCUUUCCACGAAGGAAAAUAUUCACAAUUCAUCCAUCGUGUUUGCAGAAGAUACGAAACGUUCAAAGCGAUUUCCACUCGCAAGAGUAAUUUUCGCGGAGAGGACAUCCGGGGAGAUGUAUCCUUGAAUUUCAAGUUGAUAGUACAUUCGAUCGGUAUCCGGUCUCAAUACACUCGAAGUCGAUACCGCAUCGAAGAAGAUAACGAUCGACAAAUGUAAAAUUGAUACCAUGCAGAGGGAAGAUCCGAUCGAAGCUGCAAUCGUUGCGUCUAACAUGGCCACCGCGUCCGAAAUAGAUUUCUUAUCUAACAAUAAACGGAAUGUCGCGAGUAAACUUAACACUAUGCCCAAGAUCGAAGUUGCGUCGGAAAUUGAUGUCACGUCUAGGAACGAUAACAUCGCAGCCGAGGCAACGGCCACGUUGAGCAAGAACUCCGUCGGCGACGCGUAUAAAAUAGACUCCGCGUGUGAAACUCACGUAGCGUCUAAUAUGGUGUCUAAUAAAAUAGAUGAGGUGUCUAUUGACAAAUCAUCCGAUAUUGGCAAACCUUCCAAGCAAUUGCGCCACAAGGCCUGCGUGGAUCGACGAGAGAGACGUCACUCUAUCACGGAAUUAGAUCGGUCCGUAUCAAAACAUGAAUUUGAGAGAAACUUCGUCGAGGCGAAGAGCGGCGACGUCGCCGUAAGCAGCGCCGGCAUCUUGGCGUCAGAUGGCAAUUUUUACAGGAAUAUUCGGCGCGUGGAGAACACGAGAGAAGAAUCGAGUUCUGUCGCGGGCGAAAAAUCGAAGAAUCGACAAACGUUUAAAGAACUUCUAAAGGAGAAACGAACCGAAGGAUUAUGUGCCAAGGUGACUUGUGAAAUUACAGGGGAAAGUUCGAGUGCUGUCAAGAGCGAGAAAUCGAAACUCGAGGGAGCAUCGGCAAUGAUAGGAGUUUCAAAGACGCGAGUGGUUGAAGGACCGUCCAUCGAAAGCCUGCCUGGGAUCAAGAAACGGAAGGCAAAGGGUUCAUUAAAGAACUCUCUGAAGCGAAAGGUCGAUGUGAUAGAGAGGAUACUGGAGGAUCAGGUGGAGCGAAUCUGGGAGGAGAACGUGGAGAAGCAUACGUGGCUGCAACCGAUCGAGACGUGGAUCGCUGAUCAUCGUAAACCCCCUUCCGGCUACACGUUAAUGCACUGUCAGCUCGAUGACGCGUCCGACAACUUGACGGAUAUCAAUCAAGAUGCUAUGCCGGAACCUACGUAUGAUUUUAAAUUUAUACCUGCGAAGGGAGAGGAUGAGGAACCGAAAUUCGAGAGCAGAUUGAUGGAAAAUUGGCGAACCGCGAGAGUUGACGAGCCGAGGAACGAGAGCAAAGUGACCGAACAUUGGCGAAGACAGCGAAAUCGGGCUGUUCCUCCAAAAUCGGAUCGAGCUGAGGCAACGAGUUCGAAUACACAGCUGAACAAGCAAGAGAUUGAAUUGCCACACGGAGAGGAAAAUUCAAGCAUUUUAAACGAUCCCGGUAUUUUAGAAGUAAAGGAGAUCAAACGUCCCGAUAUUCUGGAAAGACUGAAAGAGAAGAUGGAGGAUAUCCAUAGGUAUUUUCAGAGAACUAAUCGAUUGGCGGACGUGAAUAGACGAUUGAAGUCGCAGAUAUGGAGUUCGGUGGUGACAAUUGUCCUCGUGGAGGCAAAGAAUUUAUUGCCAAUGGACAUAGAUGGUUUAUCGGAUCCUUACGUAAAAUUUCGACUCGGCACGGAGAAAUACAAGUCGAAAGUCGUUAACAAAACAUUGAAUCCAAUUUGGUUGGAGCAGUUUGACCUCCACCUCUACGAGGAUCCGUAUCUGGGACAAGAGUUGGAGGUGACGGUUUGGGACAGAGAUAGGAGUCAUCAGGACGAUCUAAUGGGUAAAACGGUAAUCGAUCUGGCGAUCCUCGAGCGCGAGACCACGCACCGGCUAUGGCGCGAACUCGAGGAUGGUUCGGGCAGCAUCUUUUUACUCUUGACGAUAAGCGGCACCACAGCCAGCGAGACAAUCAGCGAUUUGGCCGCGCACGAGGAAGUGCCGAUGGAACGCGCACAAUUGAUCCAACGAUAUUCCAUCAUGAACACUUUUCAAAGGAUACGCGACGUAGGCCACCUGUCAGUGAAGGUAUACCGUGCGCAAGGCCUCGCAGCUGCUGAUCUCGGUGGUAAAAGUGACCCUUUCUGCGUUCUGGAGCUCGUAAAUUCAAGAUUACAAACGCAAACGGAAUAUAAAACUCUCGCGCCGAAUUGGCAGAAAAUUUUUACCUUUAACGUAAAGGACAUCAAUUCCGUCCUGGAGGUGACGGUGUACGAUGAAGAUCGCGAUCACAAGGUGGAAUUCCUGGGGAAGGUAGCGAUACCGUUGCUAAAAAUUCGUAACGGCGAGAAACGAUGGUACGCGUUGAAAGACAAGAAACUGAGAGGCCGCGCGAAGGGCAACUGCGCCCAGAUUCUUUUGGAAAUGACUGUCGUAUGGAACAUAUUCAGGGCGUGCGUUCGAACGCUUAAUCCGAAGGAAAAGAAGUACAUGGAGCCGGAAGUAAAAUUCAAAAGACAAGUCUUUCUGCGAAAUGUUCUUAGGCUCAAGGCAAUCAUCGUAAUAUUCAUCGACUUAGGAAAAUACAUACAGAGCUGCUUUGAAUGGGAAAGCAAGAUGAGAAGCAUCCUCGCUCUGGUGAUUUUUAUUCUUGGAUGUUACUACUUCGAGCCGUACAUGAUACCGGGCGUGGCAUUAUUGAUUCUUCUGAAGUAUUAUCUGCUUAGCGGCGAGAAGUACGGGUUCAGUCAUUGGGUUUGCGGGCAGGUCGCUGUGGUGACGGGUGCACCUCUAAUUUACGCAACUACCCAGUUUCAAGAUCACGCCGAGAUCGGGUCCGACGAUUGUCCGCCGACGCCGGGGGAUGACGACGAUGACGAAGACGACAAAGAUAAAGAGGAGAAGAAAAGUCUGAAAGAGCGUUUACAAGCGAUUCAAGAGGUGACGCAAACAGUUCAGAAUUCAAUUGGUUACCUAGCUAGUCUUUGCGAGAGGGUGAAGAAUCUCUUCAACUUCACAAUCCCCUAUUUAAGCUACUUGGCGAUGCUUCUAACGAUCGCCGGGGCGGUCGUGCUCUAUUUUAUUCCGGUCCGGUAUUUAAUUCUCGCCUGGGGAGUCAAUAAGUUCUCUAGGAAAAUCCUCAGGCCUCACUCCGUGCCCAACAACGAGCUCCUCGAUCUUAUAUCCAGAGUGCCUGACGACGAAGAAUUGCUUAAUUAUAGAGAACUAAAACCUGUGCCGACGGCGGAUUGCGAGAGAGGCAGUCCCAGUUCGAACGUGACGAGAAGAGAGCAGAGAAAGAGGCACAAGGCGGCGUAGCAGAAUUUCCCGCGGCCGGAUGUCGCGGGUCCAAGGUCGUCCAGUAUCCUUAAAUCGGUCCUGCUGCGCCGGAAAUUGCGACAGCGAAAGGGAUCAGCGGAAAAUACGGAUGUGAUUGACAUAGACUGAAUAUUCGUUCAUUUUGUACCCUCCCUCGGUCGUGAGAACCUCGACUCUAACGUCAGUCGUUAGCGAAGGUAAUCGCACGUGGUGUGCCUCGAAGGAAAGAGAGACAGAGGAAGAAAAAAAAAGUGAAAAUGUAAAAAUAAUGGCUAACGAAAAAUAUUAACGCCGAAAGAGUAUACCAAAAUUGAAUUUACUUUAGGUAUACGCUCGUUACGUGAUGAUGAGAAGAAGAGACUUUAAUCGCGCGCAUGAUGAAGUAUUAAGCAUUGUGGUAUAAACAAACGGUAAAUGAUCACGUGAUAUGCCUUGGAGUGUAUCACGUCAUUAAAUAAAAAGGUGCAAUUACAUAUUGGAACAUAUAUUAGAUAUUACGUGAGAUAUAAAAUUAUAUAUAACGACGAAUGCAUUGAAAAUGUAUAUAACGUAUAUUAUAUAUUAAAAUGACAAAUUGCCAUUGUCAUUACUUAUACAAUGAAUGAUAUGAUCAUGUCGUUUCUUUUCCGCAGUAACUUGCAAACUUUAUUGUUAUUUUUUUUUUAAUGUACGACAAUUGAUACUUUUCUUCUCAUCCAUUGAAUAAAUUGUGAAUAAAAGUGUAUCGAAUUUAAUUUUUUUGAAAGUAAACGCACGAUAGUAAACGCUUCCAUUGUCUGAAUCUCUGCUGACGAUAUGUGAUGAAUGUAAAAGCAUGAUCAGUAAAGAAGUUUGCAUAAUGUUUCGAUUACUUCCGUAUUAUUUUUUUUAUAUAAUCAUUUUUGACAAACUGCAUAGUUGUGUACAAUAUUUCUAUAGAUGAGUCUAUAAAAAUUCAAGAUAUAAAUUUAGAGACAUUUAAAAAUUUCAAAAAAGUAUAAAAAUAAGAAAAAAUAAGAAUAGGCAUUUUAAAGACUUGUUAUUUGAAUAAUUUAAGCGUACAAAAAAGCAAGAACGAUGGAUUAAAGGAUUGCAAACAGCUAAGGAGGAACCAAUCUUCAAAUUCGACAGCAAAUCGAAUAAAGAAUAACUUCUUUUCUGGUCAUAUGAUUCAGAUAAGAAGAAUGCGAUAAUUUCUUUAAGACGAUCUCCCAAGUGGCAGACAGAGAAAGGGGGGGGGGAAGGGGGGAUAGAGAUAAAAAGAAGCACAGGCAAGUUUGAAAGUAUUCCAUGUUAAAAGUGAGAGCCACGUUUCGAGCAUAUCAAAGAGGGCAAGGAACGUGUGUUCUUAGAAAUAAUAAUUGAUAAAUCAAUGAAGAUAGAUAUUUAAACAAAAUGCGAUGACAUUUCUCUUAGGGGAACGCUCGUCAAUUGUUUCGUCCAUCGGUGUUGUUAGUUAGCUAUUAGAUAUUAUUAUGAGGGAUAGAGAGACGUAAGAGCCAGUAAAAGAAAUUUUCCAGGAUACAGUUAUCCUAGAGUUCCCGCAGGAAUCACGCGUAACUGGACUUCGCGAGGGGGAUUAUUACAGUUGAUUUUAAGUUAAAAUUCGGACGUUCUGUCGCGCUUUCUUUGAUAGAUAGUAAAAGGUAGCUUUUUUAAAAAAAAAUAAUUUGCGGGGACUCCAUGAAAUGUCCACUAAAGCUAUUGAAACGAAGGAAGUGUGUUGCGGCAUUUGUAAGUAAUAAUUUUAUAGAGAUACAAAGGAGCUUAUUUAGAAAAAGAAAUGCACAGCGAAACUUCCGCGCUUAAACUCAAUACAUUCGCGCAUGCGGUUUUGUAAAAUCGUAUUAGGCGUGCUUACAUACGUUGCGUGCGAUGGCUCCCUUCUAAAGCGUCUGACGUUAUUUAAGUUUUCACUCCAACGCACAGUUUUACCCGUGAUUAGAACGAGAUAGAAAAAGACGAAGAAUGCGAGAUUACUUUACGGCGGCAUUUCUGUGUGGGGGAAAAAGAAAUCGUUGUUGCGAGAAAAGCCAGUUGCCUUUUCAGCCGGAAUUUAUCCAGAUUACGACGCGUGUAUUUUACAAUGACGUUUUGUACUUGCAAACACACGUGGUUUAAUAACGUUGAAAAACAUGCAAAUCUGUGCGCGGCAAUUUUCUUAUCGCGCGGAGAAACAAGUUCAAUGUACUGCUGCUACAAUUAGCGACUUUAACAUGCCUUUUCAACAUGCGGUUAUGCAAACGUCGUUGCUAUAACGUUUCUUCUGUUCGGCGCGCAUUUAUUUCGUUCUUAUGUUAAUACUUUUACGUCGUUCAGUCGUGCAAUUUAAAACAUUUGAUAAAACCAUAGUAGAAACAUACGAAACAACUGAAGUAGAAACAUACGAACACCUGUCGCAUUAUAAUACGUCGUAAAACACCAGCAGUUUACAGUGCAAUUCUACUUGGCAGAUUAUUUGCAAAUUAUCUUGAAUUUAUGUUUUUUAAAAAUAGAGAAUAUUUCACUGGCAAAUGUGUGUUAAAGUUCAGUUUUUCAGAGAUGUAAAUUUAAGACGAUUAUUAUACUUUUAUCUUAUCUCUUCGUUAUUUUACGGACUGUGACUUAUUUUCGUAUGUAAGAUUUGACUUUAUUUAGAAAACGAUAUUUUUAAUUAUUUAUCUAGACAAGGAUUAUCGUUAAUUAUUCAAAUAAUAAGUGAAAAUUUCAAAGUUAUUUUGACAAGUUAUAGCACAUUAUGUUGGAUUAUAAUGGAUUAUAAUGAGACUGUAAACUAAUUCCAUUAUAAAAUUUUGAAACAUGUUUAUGAACAAUAUACAAUGACAUUGCAUAUCUAAACUUAUAUUAAUGAAUACAAAUAUAUGUACAAGUAGAAAUAUCGCAAUUCCAAGUCUCGAAAAUUAUGAAUAUCUCGCAACAAUACGAGAACAUACAGAAUACAGAUUACUCCGAACGUUUCUUUCAUUAUAAAUUUCUCGAUCAAUUCUUUUAUCAAAAAAAAAUAAAAUUUUCCUCGAUAAAAUUGGCACAUCAUAUGUAAUAACUAAUGGUUAUAAAAAGGAAUAUUUUGCGAGCUACGUUUCAGAGAAAUCAUUUGACAAGAUUACCUUCAAUCAAUUCAAAUACAUUUCAUUAAAACCUUCAUUUAAAAUUUAGUUGUAAAUUGAAAUUUUAACUAUAAAAUUUUGCAAUAUUGUAAAUUGUAAAGAUAUGACAAAUGAUGAUUUCCAUACGUAGACAGAGAAAGUUAUGAUUGAAAACAUUCGGAGUCUGGAAUACAUCGUAUUUAAACGACUCGCGUGUGGAACAGCGUGUUAAUUAAUAGAUAUGUGCGUGCGGCGAAUUUCUCCGCGACGAAAUGUCGCCUCGGCGACCGCAGACACGUUGUGCAAAUGCAUUUGCUCGGGAAGGCGAAUAGUGCGUGAAUAUUUAUUUCUAGUCGCAAUUUUACCAAUUCGUGGCCGGUUUGCGAGAGAGAGAGAGAGAGAGAGAGAGAGAGAGAGAGAGAGAGAGAGAUUGAGAAAGUGUGAAGAACGUGUGAGAGAAUGAAAGAGAGGGUAAUAUCGCUGAUCCAUUUUUCGCUUUUCUACUUAUAUACUAUAUUAUAGUCGUUACAUACCGUGCAUACGUCUUUUUCCGAGUCUUUUAUCUUCAAUUUACUCAUUCUCAUGCUAUAUAAGCGCCUCGAUGAUUCUUCCGGCACGACAUUUGAGACUCUCGUUAUGGAGCACAACACGGGGCGCAUUUAUUCGACACACAUGUACACGUAUAUACACGUAAGUUACAUAACAUACAUCAGGGUAUGCCACAACCGUCGAUUAUUCUCAUAAAUUCCUUGGCCACUUUAAAACCGAUUUUUCCUAUCGAAUAAAUGAUCGAUUCUACUUACAGUUUCUUGAACAAUUAAUUAUUGAGAAAAGCUCUGAUUGAACAAACUUUGAGAUAGAAAAAUAUAUUUCUCCCUCAGUUUCUCAAAAAGUCAAGAGAUAAAUAACGAAACAGAAUUUUUAUUUAAAGUUUCAACAUAUCCAAUAUUAAAGAUUGCAAACGUGCUAUAAAGUACUAGUUUCUCUUCGAUAUUCUCGCUAAGGAAAAAUCUCCAAAUAAAUUAAAGAAAAACUGCGGUUAUAGGAUACCCGAUGAUUAUGGGAUCUGUACACACAGCGCGUUACUUUUUUUGUUAUCAAAGGCCUAAGGGGCGAGUUAAAACGAAUACGUUACAUAUAUAUUAUUACAAAACUUUACAUCAUCUCUAGUCAACGAACUUAUAUUUACGAAUAGCGAAUCGUUAACAUCCUCACGAUACCCUGAAUUAUUUAUCAAGCUUGCACUUAUAUUUCUGGGGCUUCCCGAUCUGUUCAAUCUCAAUCGAUAUUUAUAUGAUUUUUAAUUACGACGCUCAUUUAUAUUCCGUUAUUUGCAUUUAAAAUUAUUCCAAGUGUCUUUAUUCGAAAUUAAUUAUCGUUGGAAAUUAAAAAUUUAAUAUUCUUUCUUGUUAUAUUUUCGAUCAUACAAAUUAUAAAAAGGAAUAUAAUUUUAAGACCAUAUUUCCAUAUUGACUUGUAAAAAUGAUCUCUUUUACAAUUGAAAAACUAUGCCAUUGCGCAAAACACAUUUUAUUUUAUCUACGGCAUAAUGAAGGGAAAGUAGUUUGGAAUCGAAUAAAAAAUUCAAUUCUAAAAAAAAUCCAGCUUGUUCGCGCAAAUGCUUCCUUAAUAAAAACUAAAACUUAAUUAAAAAUUUAGCUGCAGCUUAAAUAGCAUUAUAUAUUCCUGCCAAGUAGUCUCACUUUAAACCUUGAAUGGAGAUACCAUUUCGCAUAUUUUGAUCGUAUAAAAGAAUGCGAUAUAUUUUCAUAAAUUAAUUUAUAUACCAAUUUUACCCUAAUAUAUACACUUUACUCAGAUUAGUUGUCUAAAUUCGUGUCAAAAGACUACUUCUAUAAAGAAUAUAAAAUGUUUUAAUUAUCAAAAAACGGUACCUGUGCUGAAACGGAGCGUCAAUAUUAAAACAAUAUCGUUGCGAAUGUACGGUGGACAUUUCACAAGUUUUAAGCUCGUUUUGUAACUACUCCUAGUCCUUUUCUACUCUUCCAAUUUUGUACUUCCACAGAAAGAUUCUAUCCUCUUUCCGCGACCGAUACAAUCUAUAUUCGCUUUCCAUUUUAAUAUCUCAUUGUUUUCGAAAAUACAUUAGCUGCAAUACGAGCAACACAAGCGUACACAUAUGCCUUAUAGACCAACGGUAAAGCACUAUUCUUGAAAAAAAAACCGAAGGUCUGAAAAUUUUCAUUUUUAGCAAAGAUGUAAUCUAUAAUAUGUCUUACUUAUCGCUACUUUGAAUUACCAUAUCAGAUCUAGACGAUUCUUUAAUUUUCAAACGUUUGAAGAAAGAUUUAGCUGCACCUGAAUUAGUAAAUUUUUAACUGUCAAUUCUUCAAGUUUCAAAUUAAAGAGCUUAUUUCCAAACUGUCUUAUAUCCUUCAAAAAAACGUAGUGUAGAUUCUAUAUUAAAAAAAAGUCACGGUGAUGUACUCUAUAUUGAAGCUGUGAAAAGAUUUAUAAUAAUUGUAUGAAAUAAUAAUUUUUAUACAGCUUUGUAACAUGUGAUCUCUAAAAGUAUAGCUUUAUAUGAGACAGUUUGAGAAGAAAUAAUCCUAUUUAAUUUACUCUCUUUUAUUCUAGAAAAAAAUCUUUCGAAAACGGAUGUGUCUCAGGGACACAUUCGUAUUAUCGAUACAUCUUUUUAGAGAACAACUUAUAGACACGCAACAAACACGCCUAUUAUACACACGUACACAAACACACACACACAUACACACGCACAUAUACAUACGCACACACGCGCACGUUCGAAUUUGCAUGCUCCAGUUUCUUCGUGUGUUAUUUCGAUCUUCAUUCGGGUGUUUAGUCGUUAAGGGGAAGAUACGGGAGAAUCGCGAACAUUUAUGAUGGUCGCGUACGUUUUUCUGAAUUAUGCUGGCCGCAGAUAGAUCGCUAAGGUCAGUCGAAACGCUCCGCACACGUUUGUCUACUUCCUAAUCGAUGAGAGAAAGAAAAAAAAGAGAGAGACACUUAAGGAAUUUAGAUAAAAAAUGCAAAUGUGAUUUGAUCGAUGUAAUACAGUGAGGGUAGUGCGUAUCGAGGUGGAAGGUUGCGUUUGAGCUUUCCGGAAGAACUCGAUCGACACGAGACUCGUUGCAUCACAAUUGGAACUCGGCACAGAGCGGAAAACAGACGUAGAGUCGAUCGAGUUCGCUCCGGUGUUCUCGACCAACGUUCUCGAUGUUCCGAUGAUAAGAUAUACUUACGACAAAGCGUGAUAAGAAUCGUUAUUAUAUUCAUAAUAUGAAAAGGGAUAAAAGAAAUUAAGAAAUAAACAAAGCUUUUAAUAUCCA